AUGUCAGACGAUGCUACCAUUCCAAUAACGAUCGAGUUUAGCGGGGGCCUAGAGAUUCUCUUCGCCAACCAGAAAAAGUACAACCUUUCUCUACCCACCAAGGACGAAUCUGGUGAGCCAGCUACGGUCGCCUUUCUCGUCAGAUAUCUCUGCGAUCAUAUCAUGAAGGACCCAAGAAAAGAACUAUUUGUUCUAGACGACACGGUGCGGCCAGGAAUACUGGUCCUCAUCAACGAAGCAGACUGGGAGCUAGAAGGCGAAGACAAGUACCAAGUGCAAAAGGACGAUCAUAUCAUGUUCGUUUCCACGCUUCACGGAGGAUAA
Molecule: messenger RNA, 324 nt
Organism: Pyrenophora tritici-repentis Pt-1C-BFP
Lineage: Eukaryota; Fungi; Ascomycota; Dothideomycetes; Pleosporales; Pleosporaceae
Product: URM1, Ubiquitin protein
Biological process (GO): tRNA thio-modification; protein urmylation
Cellular component (GO): cytoplasm; nucleus
Molecular function (GO): protein tag activity
Source: RefSeq, a predicted model, not a curated record